CACCCCGCACCGUGCCGCGCGGCCUUUGUCCCAUCCCGCUCCCGCCCCCGAUGGCCGCGCCCGCGCCGAGGCCGAGGCCGUGGCCACCGCGCGCGGCCUCACGCGCCGCCCUGCUCGCUCUCGUCGCUGUCGCCGCCGCCGUCGCGUGGCUCGGCGCCUCGGCGGCGUCCGCGGCGGGCGGCGCCGGCAGCAGCAGCAGCGACGUGCUGCGGCGGGCGCAGCGCCCGGAGUUCGCGGCGUGGAUGGCCGACGUCAGGCGGGCCAUCCACGAGCGGCCCGAGCUGGCGUUCCAGGAGCACGAGACGAGCGCGCUGGUCCGGAGGGAGCUCCACGCCAUGGGCGUCGCGUACAGGUACCCCGUCGCCGGCACGGGCGUCGUCGCGGCCGUCGGCACCGGGGGACCGCCGUUCGUCGCGCUGCGCGCCGACAUGGACGCGCUCCCGCUCCAGGAGGAGGUGGAGUGGGAGCACAAGAGCAAGGAGGCGAGGAAGAUGCACGCCUGCGGCCACGAUGCGCACACCGCAAUGCUGCUCGGCGCCGCCAAGAUCCUCCAUGAGCGCCGCCACGAGCUGCAGGGCACGGUGGUCCUCCUCUUCCAGCCAGGAGAGGAGGUGGGCAUUGGCGCCAAGAAGAUGGUGGAGGCCGGCGCCGUGGACAACGUCGAGGCCAUCUUCGGGUUCCACGUCACCGUGAUGCUCCCCACCGGCGUGGUGGGCUCCAGGGCCGGCCCGCUGCUGGCCGGGUGCGGGUUCUUCGAGGCGGUGAUCACCGGGGUGGGCGGGCACGCCGCGAUCCCCCACAGCUCCGUCGACCCCGUCGUGGCCGCCUCCAGCGUCGUCCUAAGCCUGCAGAGCCUCGUCUCGCGGGAGGCCGACCCGCUGGACUCGCAGGUGGUGACCGUGACGAGGUUCCGCGGCGGCGGCGCGUUCAACGUGAUCCCGGACUCCGUCACCAUCGGCGGCACGUUCCGGUGCUUCUCCGCCGAGGGGUUCACGCGGCUGAAGCGGCGGAUCGAGGAGGUGGUCGUGGCGCAGGCCGCGGUGCACCGGUGCGCGGCGUCCGUGGACUUCGGCGUGGGGGGCAGCCCGCUGCUCCCCCCGACCGUAAACACCCCGUCGCUGCACGCGCACUUCGAGGCCGUCGCCGCGGAGACGGUGGGCGCGGGCAACGUCCGCGGCGCCAUGGAGCCGUGCAUGGGGAGCGAGGACUUCGCCGCCUUCUCCGAGGCCGUGCCCGCGUCCCACUUCUACUUCGUCGGGAUAGGGAACGAGGAGGUCGGGUCCGUGCACGCCGCGCACUCGCCGCACUUCCUCAUCGACGACGACGCGCUCCCCUACGGCGCCGCGAUGCACGCCAACCUCGCCACGGGGUACCUGCGGCGCCGCGCGGCGUCCAGCGGCCCCGAGGACUCCCACGACGAGCUGUAGCCCUCUAGUCUGUACUGCGCGGCCUGUCGCGACCUCGGAGCGGCCACGGCGCCGGCAGCGUAUAGGCCUCUCGGUCGCGCGCACGGCGCACCCAAGGCAGCUCGAUGAGCUCAACAAGGCCCAAGUCGCAGGCGGCGCCUGCCAUCGUCGAGUACUUGCCACGCAUUGGGGUGCUGGGAUUCAAUUCGGCAUUCAGAUGUAGUCAUGUAGCCUGACUGAUCUGCUGCUCAGUACGUGGGCUGUAAAGCUGCUUGUGGUCAAACUCAGCACAUCCACAGUUUGGAAGAUUGCACGGAAUCGAAUGAAACGAAACAAGUGAAACUGCAGGGGCUAAAUGCCACUGGAGACACCA
Molecule: messenger RNA, 1779 nt
Organism: Setaria italica (foxtail millet)
Lineage: Eukaryota; Viridiplantae; Streptophyta; Magnoliopsida; Poales; Poaceae
Product: IAA-amino acid hydrolase ILR1-like 2
Exons: 3
Coding region: 51-1427 (458 amino acids)
Biological process (GO): auxin metabolic process
Cellular component (GO): endoplasmic reticulum
Molecular function (GO): IAA-Ala conjugate hydrolase activity
Source: RefSeq, a predicted model, not a curated record